AUGUCACCACCAAGCAAACGCCGCCGGAUGGACGGUCAAUUCAGCCCAAACGACGGCCUUUUGCACGAUUUCGAUGUGAACCAAGCUAGAAAGGCGAACGACCUGCGGCUAAAGUCCCGAUUUGAGUCCAUAUUCGAAAAGUACGGGAAGGAUUUCAGCUCGGUUGGCGACGAGAUAGAUUUGGCCAAAGGGACGAUAGUUGUGGACAAUGGACAUCUCACGGAGAUGGGGGAUGAACACGACGUUGGAAGAGGACUUUGGGAUGAUUUUCAUCCAGAAGAUGAGAGUGAAGCGGAGGAAGGGCCUCUAGGCCAGAAUACUGAGCCGACGGCGGACAAUACAGGGGAUCCUGAAACGGUGAAUACGUUUUUCAAAGAAUGGGUGAUUCAAGAUGAUUACGAUGCUACGGCUGGAAAUGAGGAACAACCUGCUACAGUCAAUGUAGACUUUUCAACUAUUUGCCCGGAAAAUCCCCUACCUGUGGAAGGGUUGAAAAGGUCACAAGAACUAGUUAGUACACCAAGUUCUCAGCUUAUUGAAAGCGAGGGCAUUGUAUGCUGCGGAGAUGCCAAAGGCCACGAAGACAAUAAUAUUGCUGGAGAGUCUCUAUGGGACGCACCUCCGCUGCCAACAACUGCCCUAUCAGCCAGCUUAGAGGAUAUGACAAUUACAACGACCCAACUUAUUGAAAGGACGCCUUCUCCAGACCACAAUAGAUCAAUAUGGGCCGCACCUCGCUCAAGACGCAGGCGACUACCCCAUAUAAACAAGCGGAAACACCCAAAGUUAACUGCAGCAUGCAAGUCAAAGUUGGUCUCCAACGAUUCCGAUUCGGAUGACCCCAUUCAAGACCAUACACCUGUAUCCUCUACUUCCAGGCGCCCUGCUACUUUUGAUUCCGUUACCCCUGCCAAGGAUACCAUGGUUCGAAUGCCUACUGAAUUUAAAGACAUAUAUAUUCCACCGCAAAACGACCCAACCGCCACUAUAGCGGAAAAUUAUGCCAAUGGUGUUACUAUUAGUGAACCGGAAACAAUGGCCAAUGUUACCGUAGAUACCCCUGUGGCUACCAAGAAGAAAAACCCCGAGACUCCAACACAUCAACCCAUUAUAAAUCCUGAUAGUGAGCCCGAUCUGGCCGUCGAUACACCUAUUGCAGACCCAGGCCCCGAAUUGAGCUCCGUUAAUGGAAGCCCAAGUGCUGAAAUAACGACUCCAAGAGGCUCCUCUGAAAAUCUCACCCCUCGGGAGGUUAAAACAUUAGUCACUUUACGGUUAGCUAAACGGAAGCCGUGGCGUGAAGUGUCCCUGGCUAUUCCUUCGCGUUCACCAGCUCAACUACGACAGUGGUAUUAUGCUUACUGUAAACACAUCAGUGGCAAUUUAUCUACCUCAUUAACGUGGACGGAUUCAGAUCGAGAGGCGCUUGCAUCUUUCAACCUAGAUACUGAAACUUCAUGGGAUACUGUACAAUCUAAAUUUCCAACGAGGAACUUAGUGGACAUACAGCAUGAAUGGAUCAAGAUUUGCGUAGGAGGAACGAUCUGGCAAAGUUGGGUCGAUUCAAAAACUCCCAGAAAAGCGAAAAAGCGACCAUUUACGCAGGAUUCAUGGCUUCAAACACCAGUUCGGCCUUCUGUCACAGUUCCUUCCCCACUACGGCCUGGAACCGUUUCUAGUAACUCUUCGGUGCAUCUGACAGUGGAAGAUUCUCCACUCGGACCUGCUGAAGGUACAGACAAUCGGGAAGAAAGUCCUGAUCCUCUAUCCGAGGCUUUCGAAAGAGCAUGGCAUAGCUCCGGUUUGUCUAGUGUGCAGAUCAGCACGCCACCAAGAGCUUCUGGUUCGCCAAAGAAGCAUCUCUUAUCAAGUGGUAAGACCCGGAGCGCUGUUGUACAAAGAGGUGGUAUCUAA
Trichophyton benhamiae CBS 112371 is the source of this 1914-nucleotide messenger RNA. RefSeq names its product Myb-like DNA-binding domain protein. The record is from RefSeq and is a predicted model, not a curated record. Bases 1 to 1914 code for a protein of 637 amino acids. The transcript has a single exon. Gene Ontology annotation, cellular component: nucleus. Lineage: Eukaryota; Fungi; Ascomycota; Eurotiomycetes; Onygenales; Arthrodermataceae. Gene Ontology annotation, molecular function: histone binding; protein heterodimerization activity.